AUGAAACACCUCGGGCCUGUUCAUGAUUUCCUUGGGAUCAAAAUCAAUAAACACGCUCAGUCUUACUUUCUUUCCCAACGUCAGUAUGCCACUUCAAUUCUCCAGCAAACAGAUCUCAUAAAUUGUAAUCCAGUGGUCAAUCCAACAUGCACAAAACUACCGGAAAAACUGGUAACCGAUUCUAAACUUUUAGAUCCUUCUUUAUACAGACGCAUAACAGGUUCUCUUCAGUAUUUAACGCUCACAAGACCAGACAUAGCAUUCAGUGUAAAUCAGCUCUCUCAACAUAUGCAUGCUCCUCAACAACAGCACGCUUUCAUGCUCAAGAAGCUCCUUCGUUACAUCAAAGGUACACUUGAUUUUGGAAUUCCAAUCCAUAAAACUGACUUAGUUCUCACAUCUUUUUCAGAUGCCGAUUGGGCUGGAGAUCCCAACUCUCGCAAAUUAACAUCCGAAUUUUGCUCAUUUCUUGGCGACAAUCUCAUAUCCUGGACGGUGAAAAAGCAACAAAUUGUAGCCAGAUCCUCAACAGAAUCUGAAUACCGUGCGUUAGCAUCUCUAACAGCGGACAUUAUCUGGCUGAGAAGGCUGCUAUCCGAUUUUGGUCUUCCACAAUCCAACCCAACAGACAUGUUCUGUGAUAAUACUUCCGCAAUUGCGUUAGCCAACAAUCCGGUUUUCCAUGCUCGUACGAAGCACAUAGAGAUUGAUCAAAAGUUCAUUAGGGAUCAUAUCCAGCAGAACCAUGUUCGGCUUCUACCUAUUAACACGAUUGAUCAAACCGCCGAUAUCUUCACCAAAGCAUUAUCUACUCCAAGAUUCCUUUUGCUUAGAUCCAAACUGACUGUCUCUCAAGACCCAUCAGUUUGCAGGGGCAUAUUAGAAUAUCAAGAUAAAUAA
Molecule: messenger RNA, 900 nt
Organism: Dendrobium catenatum
Lineage: Eukaryota; Viridiplantae; Streptophyta; Magnoliopsida; Asparagales; Orchidaceae
Exons: 1
Coding region: 1-900 (299 amino acids)
Source: RefSeq, a predicted model, not a curated record